GUUAUUUUGAAUGGGUCAAAGUGAAUCCGUCGAAGGGGAUGAAUCAGCAUUUAUUCCUGGAUUUAAUCCUGAAAUCAUUACACAGAAAAAAAAUAAGGAAGCACAAUCAAUUGACAAUAAGACUCCGUUAAAUUCUUCACAAAAUGAAAAUGAAGAUACGUUCCUGAAAUACGCUAAUAUAACGGAUGCCAUACGUCCAAUUUAUGAAGCGGAGGCGAGUCAAGUAACUAAUGAUGCAAAAGACGUGACCUUCAUGAAUGCUUCCGUGAAUGACAUUUUAAAAGAAUUGCUAAAUACUUCAAAAGAAAAUGAAACAGACGAUGACAAGAAUCUACGAGAUUUUGAUAGUAUGGAAAGAGAAAUCAGUGAAGAAAAAAGUACUUCUGACAGUGAUGAAUGUGUGGAAGAUCGUGGAAUGUAUCAUUAUGAACAAAAAAAUGAACAAGAAAGUGUUUCUAUAAUAAGCUCAAUGGCUCAUCCUAUCUUUGUUCAAGGUGAUUGUUGCAUUGGAGAAUCUUUAAAAGUUCGUGAUGGGUCUCCUUGGGCUCAACAAUAUCCUAUUUUCAGUGUUAGCUGGUUUGUUGGUAUGGAAAUCGCAAACUCAAUAUUAUUCAGUAUCAAGCCGGAUAAUACAGGAUGGACUUUGGCAAUUCAACCAGAGAUGUUUGGAAAAUAUUUACAGGUUAAAGCGUAUCGGCGUGUGGAAGAUCAACGUGCAAAUUGGUCUAAUACGAAUGAGGAAAAGGGGGUUUAUGACCCUCAUGUAGGUCACGUUAAGAUGAUUCAAACAGGAAUUGAAAAACAUUUGGUUGAUGUUCUCUCUUCUACAACAAUAGGACCCGUGUUGAUUUCAGAUGAAAUGGCUUAUAACGUUUUAAGGUCUUUAAAUGAAGGUCACAUGAAAUGUUUAAUGGAAUUGAAUGAAAAAUCGUUACAAACCGUUUCGACAUAUUCUUUAUAUGAAAAAAGUAAUGAAACUCAUAAAUCAUUUAAGGAUCAUAGAGAAAAUACAUUCAAUUGUAAAGGAAAACUGUAUAUUAAUUUUAAACGGCUUUCUAUGAAAUACAGUCUCUCAAAGGAUUUGCAGAAUUCAAAACUCUAUGAAAAAGAUCUUUAUCAUUUUUUGCGAAGUAUACAAGAGUAUUUUUUCGGGAGCGUUUCAAAAAAGCUGAAUUCAACAGAGGACAGUCAAAAAAUUACAAUAAAACUAAAGUUAAAUAAACUAAAAGCAGUAACAGGAAUUGGAAAACAUGAACUUAUUUUAAAAAGAUUUGUUGAUAAGAUGCCUUCUGGUGAAUCAAGACAAUCUGGGUGUAAUUCCAUUCGUUUGUAUACCGAGCCAGAUAACAAACGAGAUAUUCUUUUGUACACUAUUUAUGCUUUUCAAGCAGCUAGUUAUUUUGGUGAAAACAGUAAAGGUUCUUGGAACGAAUCAAUGAAAACCGGUGACGUAGGAAAAGUCAAAGAUAUGAUUCAAAAAUAUUUUGAAGUUAUUAGGAGUAACGUUGAAAAUGGUGUCAACUUUUAAAAAAACAAACAGCAUAACGCAUGAAGAAAAAAAAAAGGAUUUGUUUAUAUGUGUUUUUUUUUGUUCUUAUACAAGUUUUCUUACAUUGUCCGUGUUUUAAAAACUAUUUCAUCUUCUGGUUAUAAAAGCGAAGACUAAAAUAAAAAAUUAAUAAAAAAAAAAUCUUUUGUUUGACGGUUUUUUUUACUCUUUAUGUCAAUUACCAUUAUUAUUUAAUCGGCAAGCGAUACUAUUUUUUUUUGUACAUGAAAAAACGCUGUGCAUGAAAUACGAACAGAUUCUACCCUGACAAAGUUUUUACGAAGACCAUUAAAACAGUUCGUAUAAAUUUCAAUAGACCUCACGAAAAAAACUGUUGCAAUAGUAAGAAAAAAAAUAUUUCAUUCAAUGUACAACAAGUCACUAGAAUCACCAAAUCUUGUUGAUCGCUGUAACCCAUCAUGGUAUGGAACAUGUUUUCGUGUAAAAAAUAUGGAAGAAUCGGUAGCGUUUUAUGUUCAAAAUUUUCAUAUGCGCCUAAUAGAACAAAAAACCGAAAAUGAAGACGUUUAUAGUGUCUUGAUAAGUCCAAAACAAAGUGAUGUUUCACAAAUUUCCAGUUGUAUGGCAGUACGUUCUUUACUUCAAAAU
Hylaeus volcanicus is the source of this 2158-nucleotide messenger RNA. RefSeq lists its product as uncharacterized. NCBI's taxonomy places the organism in Eukaryota, Metazoa, Arthropoda, Insecta, Hymenoptera, Colletidae. The record is from RefSeq and is a predicted model, not a curated record. The coding region runs from base 11 to 1528 and encodes 505 amino acids. Gene Ontology annotation, molecular function: lactoylglutathione lyase activity; metal ion binding. The transcript is spliced from 12 exons.